Molecule: messenger RNA, 1501 nt
Organism: Psammomys obesus (fat sand rat)
Lineage: Eukaryota; Metazoa; Chordata; Mammalia; Rodentia; Muridae
Gene: Serpinb2
Product: serpin family B member 2
Exons: 7
Coding region: 1-1245 (414 amino acids)
Biological process (GO): negative regulation of endopeptidase activity
Molecular function (GO): serine-type endopeptidase inhibitor activity
Source: RefSeq, a predicted model, not a curated record
AUGGAAGAACUUUCCAUGGCAAAUACCAUGUUUGCCCUCAAUAUUUUUAAGCACAUAGACAAAGCAAACCCUGCCCAGAAUAUCUUCAUCUCUCCAUGGAGCAUCUCAUCCACAUUGGCCAUGGUUUUCCUUGGCGCCAGGGGUGACACUGAACACCAGAUGGCCGAAGUGCUGAAGUUUAACAAAAUUGGUGGCUUCGACAUCAAUAGGGAAACCCCAGAGAGCUUCAAGGGCUGUGAUUUCACACAGCAGAUACAGAGGGAAAUAUACCCUGAUCCUAUUUUACAGGCACAAGCAAGAGAUAAAGUCCAUUCAUCCUUCCACUCCCUCAGUUCUGCAAUUAACACAUGCUCGAGAGGUUAUUUAUUGGAAAGUGCCAGUAAGCUGUUUGGAGAAAAGUCUGCAAAAUUCAAGGAAGCAUACGUACAACUCUGUAAGAAAUAUUACUCUACAGAACCAGAGGCAGUAGACUUCCGUGAAUGUGCGGAAGAAGCUAGGAAAAAGAUUAAUUCCUGGGUCAAGACUCAAACCAAAGGUGAAAUCCCAAACCUAUUAGCUGAAGGUUCCGUAGAUGGAGACACCAAGUUGGUCCUGGUGAAUGCUAUCUACUUUAAAGGAAAGUGGAAAACUCCAUUUAAGAAAAUUAAAGAGCUUUAUCCUUUUCGUGUGAACUCGCAUGAGACUAAAAAUGUCCAGAUGAUGCACCUACGUGAAAAGCUGAACAUUGGAUACAUAGAGGAUGUAAAGACUCAGAUCCUAGAAAUUCCAUAUUAUGGAAAUAUCAGCCUUUUCCUGUUGCUUCCUGAUGACAUCGAUGAUGCAUCCAGUGGCUUGGAGUUGCUGGAAAGGGAAAUAAACUUUGAUAAACUCAACAAGUGGAUCAGCAAAGACACAAUGGCUGAAGAUAACGUUGAUGUUUACAUUCCCAAGUUCAAACUAGAACAACGUUAUGAACUCAAAUCCAUUCUGAGAAGCAUGGGCAUGGAGGAUGCCUUCAAUGAGGACAAGGCCAACUUCUCAGGAAUGUCCGAGAGAGAUGACCUUUUCCUUUCUGAGGUGUUCCAUCAAGCCACAGUGGAUGUCAAUGAGGAGGGCACAAUAGCAACUGGUGGGACUGGAGCAGUUAUGACAGGGAGAACUGGUCAUGGAGGUCCACAGUUUGUGGUAGAUCAUCCCUUCCUUUUCUAUAUCAUUCACAAAAGUACCAAUGUGACACUAUUUUGUGGUAGAUUCUCAUCACCCUAAAAGGGGAGGACUUUAUUUCUAUAUUAUAUUUUAUAGCAUGAGCUCUAAGCCUCAAAUUGCUUCUUCAAGUGCCAAAAAUUUUAAGACUUUCCUAUACAUUUCUGUACUUCUUCUAUAAACUAAACACAAGCUCAAAAGUAACUGAGAAACUGACAGCAAUGCUUACAGAAUAACUUCAUUAAUUAUUUUGUUUCCAAAAAACAGAUGAUGUCUAUUUAGUUCAUCCUCAUUAAUGCUUUGUCUUCAUAGCUUUAGU